GCUACUUGGUUGGUUGUACACCACUGGACCAUCGCAAACCCACCAAACCACAUUAUUGAAAGCAAGAUGGGAUCUGUACAAGAUGAAGCAGACCGGGAUUUCUCGGCUGCGGCCACGACUCACGAUUUUCACGCGUUACUGUUCGACAUGGACGGCACGAUCAUCGACUCGACAGACGCGAUUGAGCGACAUUGGAAGCAACUCGGCCACGAAAUCGGAGUCUCGGGCGAGGAAAUCUUGAAAACGUCACAUGGAAGACGGAGUAUCGAUGUCUUGGCUUUGCUCGCUCCGGAACGUGCCAACUGGGAAUAUGUUUCCACGGCAGAAGGCCGCAUUCCAGAAUUGUACGGCGAGAGCGCGGUGGAGAUUCCCGGUUCGAGACAGAUUCUCGAUGAGCUGGAAGAUGCUGGAGUCCCGUGGGCGAUUGUGACGAGUGGUACGAGGCCGCUGGUGGAAGGGUGGCUCAAUGUGAUGAAGUUGGCAAAACCGAGGUUUAUGGUCACUGCGGAGGAGGUGGCGAAAGGGAAGCCCCAUCCUGAGUGCUACCGCAAGGGGGCACAAUUGCUUGGCAAAGGGGAAGUCAAUGGUGGAGAGAUUCUUGUGCUGGAGGAUGCGCCAGCUGGGGUCCGAGCUGGAAAGGCCGCUGGUUUUACCGUCGUUGCGCUGGCUACGACUCACACGGUGAGCAGCCUGAAGGAGGCAGGGGCGGACUUUAUUGUGAGAGACAUGAGGAGCGUGAAGUUCAAGGGGUACGACGGAACAGCCCGAAUAGAGAUCAGAGAUGCGCUGGUGGUCUAAGGCUCAUGGCGGGCCUGACUUUUGAAAGGUCAUCACUAUAGACAGCAAGAAAUCUCUCGACAUUCACGAAAUAUGAUACUCCACAAGGAGACUCAGCUUUCGAGAGCCCAAGCCAUCGAUCGAUUGUGUACAGAUUUCAAAUUCGUCCAACUUUGUUGCCUUCACGAAAACUGGCUUUGCUGAUCGUGAGAGAUGAAUACACGCCGGGUAUAUCCGAGAAUCUAUACCUACCUAUACCUA
Sphaerulina musiva SO2202 is the source of this 1038-nucleotide messenger RNA. Its product is annotated as glycerol-3-phosphate phosphatase. The coding region runs from base 67 to 798 and encodes 243 amino acids. Gene Ontology annotation, molecular function: beta-phosphoglucomutase activity; sugar-phosphatase activity. The record is from RefSeq and is a predicted model, not a curated record. The transcript has 3 exons. Lineage: Eukaryota; Fungi; Ascomycota; Dothideomycetes; Mycosphaerellales; Mycosphaerellaceae.